This is a messenger RNA of Aspergillus niger, 297 nucleotides long. RefSeq lists its product as uncharacterized. Lineage: Eukaryota; Fungi; Ascomycota; Eurotiomycetes; Eurotiales; Aspergillaceae. The transcript is spliced from 5 exons. The record is from RefSeq and is a predicted model, not a curated record. Bases 1 to 297 code for a protein of 98 amino acids.
AUGGCUCUUUCAAACACAGCAGCGCUACGCAAUCCUGUGAGUGUAAGAAAUCUUAUGUGCCCCGGGCAAAUUACUCCUGCAAAGGUCCUCCAUAGUUUCAUACGUAGCUUGUGUCAUAGCAGCUACAUGGGUACUGGAUACGGUGGACUAGAUAGCGCGCACGAGGGCGUGGAUCGUGUAUUACCUAAUUGUAUGGCGCAAUCCGUAGUUCGGCGCACUAUUUUCAAAGCCAAGAAGAUCAAGAUCAUUUUAAACCCCGAUUUUAACUUGGGAUCGUCCUUCCCGUGGAGGGGAUGA